This is a messenger RNA of Caretta caretta (loggerhead turtle), 3258 nucleotides long. It is a transcript of the gene GJA9, whose product is annotated as gap junction protein alpha 9. The record is from RefSeq and is a predicted model, not a curated record. Gene Ontology annotation, molecular function: gap junction channel activity. Lineage: Eukaryota; Metazoa; Chordata; Testudines; Cheloniidae. Gene Ontology annotation, cellular component: connexin complex. Gene Ontology annotation, biological process: cell-cell signaling.
AUGGGAGACUGGAAUUUUCUUGGAGGCAUCUUGGAAGAGGUCCACAUUCAUUCCACUAUUAUUGGAAAGGUCUGGUUAACUAUCCUAUUCAUAUUUCGAAUGCUGGUCCUCGGUGUGGCAGCUGAAGAUGUCUGGAAUGAUGAGCAGUCAGAAUUCAUAUGCAAUACAGAGCAACCUGGCUGCAGAAAUGUUUGCUAUGACCAGGCCUUUCCUAUCUCUCUCAUAAGAUAUUGGGUCUUGCAAGUUAUAUUUGUAUCUUCACCUUCCUUGGUCUAUAUGGGCCAUGCUUUAUACAGACUAAGAGCCUUAGAAAAAGAGAGACAAAAGAAGAAGGCACAAGUAAGAAUGGAACUUGAAGGAGUCGAACUAGAAAUGACUGAAGAUCGGAAAAGACUGGAGCGAGAACUCCGGCAACUGGAACAAAGAAAGCUCAACAAAGCACCCCUGAGAGGCUCCUUGCUCUGCACUUAUGUGAUACAUAUUUUUACUAGGUCUGCAGUUGAAGUUGCAUUUAUGAUUGGCCAAUAUCUUCUUUAUGGUUUCCAGCUCAAUCCUCUUUAUAAAUGUCUGAGAGAGCCAUGUCCAAACAUAGUUGACUGUUUUAUAUCAAGACCAACAGAAAAGACAGUGUUCAUAUUAUUUAUGCAGUCAAUAGCAAUUGUAUCAUUGUUUUUAAACAUCUUAGAAAUUGUCCAUCUAGGGAUCAAAAAAAUUAAAAAGGGACUUUGUGGGCCUGAUAAAAACAGGGAUGACUUUGAUGAUUUCUAUGUAAGUAAAUCCAAGAAAAACUCUGUAAUACCCCACCCUUGUAUGGGAACAUCCGCAACUCCACAAAGAACUCUCCCUUCUGUCCCUAGUAGUUAUACCAUGUUAAUGGAAAAACAAACUUACACGGCAGGCCAUGAUCUAAAUUCAUCUUCAAAGGAAAGUAAAUUGCCAGAUGAGACGCAAACUACUAAUACUUUGGACCAUCAUCCUCGAAAUAACAGCUCAAAUAAUAAUGAAGGCUUAAGCAAGGUAUUUGGGACAGAAAUUAACGGUAGUCAACAACAAGAUGAAAAGAAACAUUGCCUCAGUGGCAUGCAUUCUAAUCUAGGUGCUGCUUCCGGUCUGUGCUUGGGAAACCUGGCUGAACUGCCACCUGGAAGUUCAUUGCAACCUGAUAUGACUUCCCCUAUUUCAAUUAACUGUGCUCGAAAGCUACGUGGAGUCAGUUCCCCAUGGAACUGCUCAACAGUAGUUGAGAGUGAAGGGUCUCCAACCGAUUCUCCUUCAACGAGCAGCAACCGAGGACAAGACAACUUCAGUGAAAGGAGAGCCCAAGGCCUUUCCAAGACUGACCUAAGAAAAAUUGGCAGACCGGACACUCCUGAUUCUCUAAGUGAGUUGAGCUCAGAAUCCAAACAGAGCAGAAAUUGUGAAAGUCCUCAGGCUUUCUCUCCCUCUCGGCGAAUGUCAUUGGCAAGUAAUGCCAGCAGCAGGCGUGCCCCCACCGAUCUUCAGAUCUAAGUGUUUGUUACCUUACCUAUAUGUUACAUGCAUGAGUACUGAGGGAAAUUAUUGGACACUGUCGCAUGAAUUAUACCUAUUUGUAAUUGUAGUUAAGUUAAUCAACUUUCACCAGCUCUUUCACUGAGGUAAUGGAAAGAACUAUGCACCCUUGUGCAGUAGUUAAGAACUCUUGAAAUGAGAAAUUGAUUCUACUUCCUCUUAAUAAAAAGAUGACUUAAAAUCUAACAGAGCAGAUAUCCCCAUUAUCUUUCCUGUUCCUAAAGCAAACAGAUGUAAGUCACUUUUAAUUCAACCCAGUAAUUCCUGUAUGAAGUCCAUCCAAGUUCAGCCUCAAAAAUCUACGGAUCACUGCAAUCUGAACUGACUUUUUUGUGGGGGGCAGGGGAGGGGGAGGAGAAGUGAUGGACACAGGAGCCAUCUUUGUGUGGAGGCUUUGUGCCUCUUCAUUGCCUUUUUUCACCCUCACUCCCACAUAGCUCCAUGCCAGGGGGACUGUGCUGACAGGGAUUCGCUUGCUGCAGUUGCCUCUGAAAAGCAUGUUAGUGGGGGUGCCACAUCAAGGGUGGGGAACAUGUGUUGUUUGGUUUGUUUUGUUUUAGGGGGAACAUACUGAAAAGAAUGGACCUCUACUGCCUCCUCUCUAGAUCCGUGGAGCCCAAAUUCCAUGAAGCACCUGUGAAAUAUAAAAGGGUUUAUGUGAGGAUGGGGAGAAGUGAGCACUAUGCGACGUAGCCUGCAUGCUCCCAGGGAGCAGCCCUAGCUGUUUUGCUGGCCAGGGUGGAAAAUGUUUUCAGCACCCUCUCCGCCUGUGCAUUGGAGGCCCUCCCCCCCGCGCCCCCCCCCAAAAAAAGGCAAAGCAAAACAAAAAAAAACCCCAAACCAGAAAAGCCAAGUGGUGACACAGCUCCCUGGAAAAUUGGUGCCCACGGUGACUGCUCUGCUCACCCACCCCUAGAACAGGCCAUACAUGCUCUCUUCUGUGCCUCCCCUGAGUUAAAUUCACAGUUUCAAGCAAUAUUUGCAUAACUGAUAGUGCAACAUCAAGGUUAAAACAAGAACAAAAAAACAAAAGCUAGGAAAUUGAAAAGUAAUUUUUCUUUUAGCAUUAGGCAUGUUGCACAUGCUGAAGUAUUUACUAUUCUUGUGUAUCUUGUUAAAUCUAUCUUAGUUUUUUCUUUGGUAUCUAUCAGUUUAGCAUCUGAGGUAAAUACAUAGUUGUAUGUUAUUCUAUUGAUAUUGCUAAAUGACUACCUUACCAAUAUGUUCCAUUAACAAUCAUGUAGUAAUCUUAACUUUUGCAUUUUCUGACUUUUAAAAUUUUAAUUGGGAAUACUUAUAUUUGCAAUAAUGUAUGUGUUUUGCAUUUAAUUUUCUGAUUUUUAAAAGAAGAAAUGCCUAUGCUUAAUGCACUCCUUUUGCACUGUAUAAAUAAUACAUAAGUAGCAAUAAUGUUAUUUUUUAAAUGGUUAUGAUUGGGCUUUGAAGUUCAUAUCUCAGUUCACUGAAUUGUGCAGAAGUCUGUCAAGGAGUUUAUAUUCUGUUGUUUCUGUUUGGAGACAGUUUACUGUAAGGAUGUGUCACACAUUAAUGGCUGCACACAGUAUCUUUUCAAUGGAAAAACAAACAUGAAAUUUAGCUAACAUUAAAACUUAAGAAUUUCCAGAAUAUGGCAGAAUGCAACAGAAAUUGUUGAAAGACCCAACAAUAAAAUAUGGGUGUUGUUUUCACAUCCAGGAUUUUGUCCUA